AUGAUCGAAAGAUUCCACCGGCAGUUGAAAACAGCCAUUAAGAGUCACCAGACGGAAGAAUGGGCAGAAAUACUACCGGUAAUCAUGAUGGGAAUUAGAGCAGCAUGGAAGGAAGACCUGCAGACGACACCAGCUGAAAUAGUCUUCGGAGAAUCGAUCCGAUUACCCGGACAAUUCCUCGAAGAGACCUGCGCAAAAUUUGACGACACGGAGGAUUUCGCAGCACGAUUAAAUAAAAUUAUAAGAAACCUGCAGCCAAAACUAAAAAGACACGGAGAAAAAGCUAUUUUUAUAUAUAAAGAUUUAGCUACAACACAACGAGUGUUCCUCCGUCAUGACGCACCGACGAGAGCUUUGCAGCCACCAUACGAUGGACCAUUCAAAGUUCUAAACAGAGGAGAGAAAACCUUCAAAAUCUGCGUCAAUGGUCGACCUGUCAACGUGUCAAUCGAUAGAUUGAAACCCGCCUACAUUCUGGAGCAAGAAGAACCGGAGCCAGCUCAGUCGUCAACUGGAACCACACAAACUCCCGAAGAGCCACAGCAACAACAACGGACGAGAAGCGGUCGUAUUUCACGUCCACCAGUCCGUUUCCAGGGACUCUAA
Temnothorax curvispinosus is the source of this 606-nucleotide messenger RNA. RefSeq lists its product as uncharacterized. Lineage: Eukaryota; Metazoa; Arthropoda; Insecta; Hymenoptera; Formicidae. Gene Ontology annotation, molecular function: nucleic acid binding. The record is from RefSeq and is a predicted model, not a curated record. The transcript has a single exon. Bases 1 to 606 code for a protein of 201 amino acids.